AGCCAGCGUCAAUCCUCUGCGUGGUGUUGCUGGACAUACUAAUAGCCGUAACCACUGCAGCAACAACACACAUCAUCCCCCCCCUCCGAAAAAAACACCCGCCUUUGCUGUUGGACCCCAUCGUCUCAUCCCGACCGCUUUCCGUCUUGGAGUUUUUCUCCUCCAGAAGGGAGACUUCAUCAUCAGCAUUCAUGGAAGCGGCGUUGGAGUUUUAUUCGGGAAAGACAACACGACCGUAAAAUGAUCCCAAGGUGAGCUGACCUUCUGCUGUAGUCAUCCGUCGAGUCAAGGAAAGUACCGGAAAAGAACCACAAAAUGUCAACUCCUCACUUUGACCUGUUGUUCUUCAUCUUCUUUCUCCUUUUGCCGCUGGUUCCAAGCCAGCAGGCCCUCUCCAACUGUGUCAUCAAGAGGGAAGAGGAUAAAUGCUUGGAAAUGAUGGCCUUGGAUGAGUCUGGAAAUGAUCCCGAAUUUGGGUGUCCAUGGAUGUGGGACAACCUGACAUGCUGGGAACCUGCCCGGAUUGGAGACGUGGUCGAGGUCAACUGUCCUGAACUCUUCUCCCAGUUCAUGAGUGAGGAAGACUUUGAGCUGGGGAAGGUCAGUCGUAACUGCACUGAGUUUGGCUGGUCCGAGACCUUCCCUCACUACGUCGACGCUUGUUUAUACGAAGGGAACAGCAGUCAUCCGGACAUGUACUACCUGUCGGUGAAGGCUUUGUAUACUGUUGGCUACAGCACGUCUUUGGUGUCCCUCACCACAGCCAUGGUCAUCCUGUGCAGGUUCAGGAAGCUGCACUGUACCAGGAAUUUCAUCCACAUGAAUCUAUUUGUGUCAUUCAUCUUGAGAGCUAUUUCCGUCUUCAUCAAAGAUGGCGUCUUAUACGCCAAGGAGGACAGCGAGCACUGCUUCAUCCACACUCUGGAGUGUCGGGCGGUGAUGGUGUUCUUCCACUACUGCGUCCUGUCCAACUACUUCUGGCUGUUCAUCGAGGGUCUUUAUCUCUUCACCUUACUGGUGGAGACCUUCUUUCCAGAAAAGAGAUAUUUCUACUGGUACAUCAUCAUUGGCUGGGGAACCCCCACCCUGUGUGUGACCAUCUGGGCAGUGCUGAGGCUGCAUUUUGAUGACAUCGGCUGCUGGGACAUGAAUGACAAUGCUGUCAUCUGGUGGGUGAUCAAGGGACCCGUGCUGGCUUCCAUUAUGAUCAACUUUGUCCUCUUUAUUGGGAUCAUCAUCAUCCUCGUUCAGAAAUUGCAGUCCCCGGAUAUCGGAGGAAAUGAGUCCAGUAUAUACCUGAGACUGGCACGUUCCACUCUGCUGCUAAUUCCCCUCUUUGGGAUCCACUACACCGUCUUCGCUUUCUCCCCCGAGAACGUCAGCAAGAGAGAGCGGCUGGUGUUUGAGCUCGGCCUGGGAUCCUUCCAGGGCUUCGUGGUGGCCGUCCUCUACUGCUUUCUCAAUGGAGAGUAUCUCCCUCAAGGUGCAAUCGGAGAUCAAGAGGAAAUGGCGCAGCUGGACGGUGAACAGAUACUUUGCUGUGGACCUGAAGCACCGACACCCUUCGCUUGCGAGCAGCGGAGUGAACGGGGGGACGCAACUUUCCAUCCUGAGCAAGAGCAGCUCCCAGAUCCGAAUGUCCAGCCUGCAGGCCGAGAGUCCGGCCACUUGAUCGGCCACGCCGGGAACGCCGCGACCGGCGUCGAUGUCGCCUCUGGAUCUGACGUCAACAAACCUACGACACCCAUCCUAAUCCCGAUGACCGACCUCCUCAACCAUGAUCCGGACCCCAACCCGGAAAGCACACUUACAACCCAACAGGCUUCAAGGUGAAUCCUCAUCCGAACUCCACUUUUCCAUACACAGGAUUGGGUGAAGCUGUUGACAAUGCCAAACAGGAUGUUCCCGAUUGAGGAUGGAUUGUGUUCAAAGCAUCUAAUUGGUGUUUGCAUACUGAGAUGAUUCCACGACUGAGUAAUCCGUGGUGGAACGGACAAAGGCUGCCAAAUUUCCCAAAUCUUAAUUUACCAUGACCGUGCGUCCGGAAUGUCGAUGCCGGAAUGUCGAUGAAAAUGACUCAAUUUAAGACAGGACAGUUGGGAAAAUAACAUAUAAUCCUCUCCUGGUUUUGUACGUUUACCCGCCUGAACGAUACGUUUAAGGUAGCUUUAUUGAAAUUUCAUAAUUCAUAACUAAUGGUUAUAAAUACAUUUAGAUUGGAUACAUCUUGGUUGCACGGCGGUCGAGUGGUUAGCACGCAAACCUCACAGCUAGGAUUCAGAUCCAGAUUUAGAGUACAUUGCUCAACUUUAAUGCACAAGCUACGGCUACAGGCUAUCAAUGCAUGGGCACCACUGCUAGCAUAGCAAGCUAACAAGCUAACUAGUGAGCUCCUCACUAUUUACAUUCUCUCAAUUGGAAUUAGUUGACAAAUGUGGAAGUGGUAAAAAUUUCUCACAGAUCUCACGGAACACAGGCUGCACGGCGGUCGAGUGGUUAGCACGCAGACCUCACAGCUAGGAGACCGGAGUUGGUUGGUUGGUUGGUUGGUUGGUUGGUUGGUUGGUUGGUUGAAUGAAUGAAUGCAUGCAUGCAUGCAUGCAUGAAUGAAUGAGUGAAUGAAUGAAUGAAUGAAUGAAUGAAUGAAUGAAUGAAUGAAUGGAUGAAUGGAUGAAUGAAUGAAUGAAUUCUCCUACAAGGCAUUCUCGACACUCACGUAGCACAAUGAAUGAAUGAAUGAAGGAAGGAUUUUUGCGGCUUCCGCAUUCCAAUUCAAACUAUUCCCAACAUAAAACAGGCUAAAUUCCCAGUUUUCCCCCAAAUCAACUCUUUUCAACCAAAAUAGUUUCCAUCAUUUUGAAUGAAUGAAUGAAUGAAUUCUCCUACAAGGCAUUCUCGACACUCACGUAGCACAAUGAAUGAAUGAAUGAAUGAAUGAAUGAAUGAAUGAAUGAGUGAAUGAAUGAAUGAAUGAAUGAAGGAUUUUUCCGGCUUCUGCAUUCCAAGUCAAACUAUUCCCAACAUAAAACAGGCUAAAUUCCCAGUUUUUCCCCCCAAAUCAACUCUUUUCAACCAAAAUAGUUUCCACCAUUUUGAAUGAAUGAAUGAAUGAAUGAAUGAAUUCUCCUACAAGGCAUUCUCGACACUCACGUAGCACAAUGAAUGAAUGAAUGAAUGAAUGAGUGAAUGAAUGAAUGAAUGAAUGAAGGAUUUUUCCGGCUUCCGCAUUCCAAUUCAAACUAUUCCCAACAUAAAACAGGCUAAAUUCCCAGUUUUCCCCCAAAUCAACUCUUUUCAACCAAAAUAGUUUCCAUCAUUUUGAAUGAAUGAAUGAAUGAAUGAAUGAAUUCUCCUACAAGGCAUUCUCGACACUCACGUAGCACAAUGAAUGAAUGAAUGAAUGAAUGAAUGAAUGAAUGAAUGAAUGAAUGAAUGCAGGAUUUUUCCGGCUUCCGCAUUCCAAGUCAAACUAUUCCCAACAUAAAACAGGCUAAAUUCCCAGUUUUCCCCCAAAUCAACUCUCUUCAACCAAAAUAGUUUCCAUCAUUUUGAAUGAAUGAAUGAAUGAAUGAUUCUCUGACCAAAACCUGGGAUGUGUGACCAACUACGACAAACGUUCCCCCGCCAAAUAGUGAGCCAUGUCUUGUAUUGGGAUGACAUUUCUACGUCAAUCAAAUACAAAUCUAUUUAUAACCUUUACUUCCUGUUUGCACUACUGGUCAAAAGUUUCAGAACAGCCCAUUUUCAAGAUAAUUUUUCAAGAUAGUCUGCCUCUCUUCCAUUGUUAUUCCCUUUUUCAUUCCAUUUGUGGAGCAACAGUACAAUGCUAAUGUUCACCAGGCUACAUAGAACCAUUUUGGUAUUAUGGUAACCAUUAUUGUACCGCCUGCCAAGGCUUGAACAACCUAAGAAGAGCUUGACAUUGUUGAGCCAUUUUGUAGUCCCUGGACUUGAAGCACUUGGGGGUUCUAAAAGUUUUGACCGCUAGUGUAUACUAAUGUGCUCGGUUAAUUAGCAUGCUAGGUUAAUUAGCCACUCCAAAUUGUCCAUAGGUAUGAAUGUGAGUGUGAAUGGUUGUUUGUCUAUAUGUGCCCUGUGAUUGGCUGGCCACCAGUCCAGGAUGGACCCCGCCACUCGCCUGAAGACAGCUGGGAUAGACUCCAGCACCCCAACGACCUUGUGAGGAAAAGCGGGAGAAAAUGAAUGAAUGAAUGUAUACUAACUACUAUUCAUGGAAUUGCGUGUAUGUCCCUUUAAGAGUGAGGCUAAAGCGGGCAUGCUAAUGUACAGGAAAUAUUCAGUUGGCUCAGAUGUGGCUUUUGUUUCGGAUCACAUCGGAAAUGAGACCAACAACGGGAAAAAUUCAAGAACAUUUUUGCUCCAGUUAAGGGGAAUACCAAAAAAAUUCCAUAGAGUGGCUCAUAAUGAAGCACAUUAAGAUUCCGGAGUGACCAAGCCAGUCUCCAGGAUGUUAAUCCCAUAAACUUCCAUCCCAUACAAGAACCAAUGGAUGGAACUUUCUGUGGCAAAGCGACAGCCUUCAGGAUUGGGAAAAGUUUUUGUGUGGACAGAAAAUCAACACUGUUGACCAACUAGGUCAAAGGUCAUGUCGCUGCAGUGGAGAGGGAAAAACCAAAAAGUCCUAUGUGACGUUUGAGCACAAACCAGCCUAAACACAAACGGAGACGAUCUCAGCGCUGGGAAGCAUCCGAGUGGAAGUGGAAGAGCCCACUGAUGCUUGUGUAGGUUUAAGCAGCCACUCGUACAGAAAAUGUCAAUACUUUUAUUUCCGAUAUGUCGUUUACGAUGUUAUGUGCAUGUGGUUUUUUAUGUGGUACACUUUUUCUUCUGUGUUUUUAUUUAUUAUAGUGAUUAUAAUCACUUUCACUUUCACUUUCACUUUCCACUCUGCUGUAUAUAAAGUACAUAAUAAUAAGUCGUGUUACACUCCGAACCUCCACGGGGGACUCCUGCUGGAACAUUCGGCAUCAGUGACAACGUUUGGUUCUGUUCUAUCGUUUUCGUGGAUUCGGUAUCUCUGUCCAUGGUCUAUAGUCUUAUCUGAGGAUGUAAACCAGAUCCAAGGUAGUUCCAAAACCCACUUGAUCCACUUCUCGCUCAACGGCAACUCAUUUUUCUUCGGUCUCCCUCAAAUAUGUCGUGUCUCCAGAAGUGCCUUUAAUCUUUUAAAAGCACAGGACUUUGUUUUGUGUUGCUAUGGUAACUGAUCAAUAUCGAUAUCGAAGACACUAGGUAACCGUUCUCUGGUCCUAUCUGGUCCUUCAGCAUAACUGAAGGCCUGCUCGGAUGAAAGACGAAAGGAUCUGAAGUGUCUGCUUGUCGUCCAAUCAUCAGUGCCCUGAGAACCGAAUGACCUGGAGAACAUUCGCAGGCAUGGAAGCCGAAAUGAACGCGGAACACAAGUGAACGUUCCGAGGCCAUCAAAUGUCAUGAAGAAUUCCAUAAACCAAAACACCACGCUGGUGUGUUUUUUUAAAUUUUAUUAUUAUUUUUUUAAAUUAUAUUUAUAUAUAUAUUAUAAUAUAUAUUAUAAUACAUAUUAUAAUAUAUAUUAUAAUAUAUAUAUAAUAUAUAUUUUUUUAUAUAUAAAUAUUAUAUUUACGUUCUGAGACCAUCAAAUUUCAUGAAUAAUUCCAUAAACCAAAACAUCACGCUGGUGUUUUUUAUUUUUUAUUUUAUUAGUAUUUUUUAAAUUAUAUUUAUUAUAUAUUUAUAUAUAUUAUACAUUAUAAUAUACAUUAUAAUACAUAUUAUAUAUUAUAAUAUAUAUAUAUAUUAUAUAUAAAUAUUAUAUAUACGUUCCGAGACCGUCAAAUGUCAUGAAUAAUUCCAUAAACCAAAGCACCACGCUGGUGUGUAUUUUUCAUUUUAUUAUUAUUUUUAUAUUUUUAUUUUGUUUAUUUAUUUUUUUAAAUUAUAUUUAUUAUAUAUUUUAUGAUUUUAAUAUAUAUGAUAUAUAUAUUAUAAUUAUUAUAAUAUAUAUGAUAUUAUAAUAUAUAUAAUAUAUUAUAUUUUUUAAUAUUUAUAUAUUUGUUAUAGUUCUAAAUAUUGUUAUAGUUAUAAAUAUAUUUAUUUAUUAUCCAUUUAUUUAUUAUUUAUAUAUAUUUAUUAUUUAUAUAUGAUAUUUUAUUAUUAUAUUAUUAUUUGUCUUAUUUUUAUUAUUUUUUUAUUUUUCGAAAAACGAUUUGGUGGCCGAAGAUUUUAGAGGUUUAGCACCAAACCAACAUAAAACAAAACUACAAAUAUCAGAAUUAUUAAUGUGACGCGAUGACAACAUCAAUGAAUAAAACGGAACGUUGUUGCGGUCGUGUGGAUGUUCGAAUCCGUCAUCAUGGAUCUUUCCCCGGAUUACUUUAUCAUUCAUGUGGGACUUGGAGCCUCACAUUGCCGGGUGGAUGUCUAUAUGAUAAUAAUAAUAAUAUUCAUUGUCAUCACUUUAUGAAGUACAUUAGCAAACAUGUGCUAAGUCGGUUGUUCCGUUUUUGUGCCAAAUUAGGCUCCACUUUGCAGUGUUGAACAUCAUCCAUGGAGUUGAUAGCCAGUAUUUAUACAGUGACUGUGAUGGGUUAUGUUUUAUUUUAUAAAUGUGCUAAUAAGCGAUGUAAGCUAGUUUUGAUUGUUUUGUUUCUAUGACUGGAAUAAAAGUAGGACAUCGAGAGUCCCAGGGUUUGUUCUCUCAUGGGAAUUGUUCGAAGAAAUGAUGUGUUGCUUUUUUUAUUGUCAUUUGCCUGACAAAAAUAAUUGUGAAAGAAUGAUUUUGUAGUAUUUUCCCCGUAAUUCUCAUUAAAUUGCUUCAUUGUAUUGUAUAAAUGGCUUUUUGUAUCACUUAAAAACCCAGUAGGGGGAGGAGUUUAUUUAAUUCAUCGCUAUGACGACCGCCAACUUGCACAAAA
Doryrhamphus excisus (bluestripe pipefish) is the source of this 6914-nucleotide messenger RNA. The record is from RefSeq and is a predicted model, not a curated record. Lineage: Eukaryota; Metazoa; Chordata; Actinopteri; Syngnathiformes; Syngnathidae.